UGAUCUGUUUUGCGUAUAUUGGUUCUAAUGAGAGUACCAGCUGUUGUACUGACCACAAUGCUUUUCCUGCUGAUCUCAGCAGAGAAACCGUUAUUCGAAAACUUGAGUGUGAUCAAGACGGUUGACAUGACCGAGGCCAUCGUGAAUGUGACGAUUCGUUAUCAGGUCUCUCCUUCGCAAGAUGACCUGGUGGACUAUCAGGUUGCUAUUCCGAACUCGGAUAUUGAGCAUAUGGCGUAUAUUGAGACAUCUGCACUCAGAAAAGCGUCGCUCUCUUUGAAGAAGGAUGAACUGCAGCCCAUUGAAGGAGUCACCCUGUAUACUGUCCACUCCUCUGACAAGAUCUCGAAUAAGUUUGUGUUUUUCGUGAAUUACUACCUCACUCAUGUAUUUGUUCCCGUACCAGCGACGAUCACUCAGCAAGAGACUCCCAAAUACGUGUUCAACCAUGAUCUCUACGUUCAGUCUCCGUAUCCUUCCCAGAAGCAGGAAAUCCGCUUCAAUCUCCCCGCCUCCACCAUUUUCUCCUACACCGACCUUUCUCCCAACUCCAAGAACGGCAACACCCUGACCUACGGUCCCUUCGCCUCCCUUUCCCCGUUUGUUUCCCCGGUUUCCGUGCGCAUUCACUUCCCCAGCGUCGCCAAAUUCCGCACGCUGGAGACCGUGGAGCGCGAGAUCGAGAUCUCCCACUGGGGCAACGUGGCCAUCGAGGAAGUGAUCCGCGCUCGGAACAGCGGCAGCCCGCUGACGGGAGAGUUCUCUCGCCUGGACUACUACAAAAGCGACCCGGACUCCGUUCCGUAUUGGGAGGAAUUGACCGCGAGGAUCGACAGACGCGCUAUGGACGUGUACUAUCGCGAUAUUCUGGGGAACAUCACGACGUCGCACGUGCGCAGACAGCCGGGCAGCAUGCUGGUGGAGCUGCAGAUGCGGUUCCCGAUGCUGGGCGGGUGGAAGAACGAGUUCUAUUGGGGGUACAAUCUCCCUUCGAACCGCGUGCUGAAGAAGGAGGGCGAGCACUUCUCGCUGACGGUGCCGUUCAGCACGCCGAUCGAGCAGGUGGACGUUCAGGAAUUGACGGUGCGUGUGAUUCUGCCCGAGUGCGUGAAGAACGUGGAAUUCUCGCUGCCGGAAGGCGUGGAAGCGAUGCCCGUGCAGAAACGAUUCACUUAUCUGGACAGCUCGUUCCGCGGACGACCGGUGUACGAGUUCAAGAAGCGGAAUUUGAUUGAGCUGCAGAAGGGAGAAACGAUCACGGUGACUUAUGACUUGAAUCAGAUGAUGUUGUGGAGAGAGCCGCUGAUGUGCAUCGGAGCGUUCGCUGGACUGUUCUUCUUGAAGGCGGUGAUUCACUGGCUGACGUGGAGAAAUAAUGACAAGGUAAAGAGGGAUUAA
Blastocystis hominis is the source of this 1398-nucleotide messenger RNA. RefSeq lists its product as hypothetical. The coding region runs from base 28 to 1398 and encodes 456 amino acids. Gene Ontology annotation, cellular component: membrane; oligosaccharyltransferase complex. The transcript has 5 exons. The record is from RefSeq and is a predicted model, not a curated record. NCBI's taxonomy places the organism in Eukaryota, Bigyra, Opalinata, Blastocystidae.